CAGGGGCUGGUUGUUAAAUUAUUAAAGCAUCUAGCAUACACCCAAGGACUAGCAUCGAGGAGCUGAGCAGAGAGGCAGCAGGACUUUUAUCAGGUUCACAGGAAGUGAAGAGCUACUAUCAUGGCGGGGAAGCCCAAGCUUCACUAUUUCGACGCCCGAGGCAGGAUGGAGGCCAUCCGGUGGCUCCUGGCUGCAGCUGGAGUGGAGUUUGAAGAGAAACUUUUAGAAAGUUCAGAAGAUUUGGAUAAGUUAAGACAUGAUGGGAGUUUACUGUUCCAGCAAGUACCAAUGGUUGAAAUUGAUGGGAUGAAGCUGGUACAGACCAGAGCCAUUCUCAACUACAUUGCCACCAAAUAUGAUCUCUAUGGGAAAGACAUGAAGGAGAGAGCCCUGAUUGAUAUGUACACAGAGGGUGUGGCAGACUUGGGUGAAAUGAUCCUGCUUUUGCCCCUGUGCCCACCUGAUCAAAAAAAUGCCAAGUUGACCCUGAUCCGAGAAAGGACAACAAACCGUUAUCUCCCUGCAUUUGAAAAAGUGCUGAAGAGCCACAGACAAGACUACCUGGUGGGCAACAAGCUGAGCAAGGCUGACAUCCACCUGGUUGAACUGCUCUACUAUGUGGAAGAGCUGGACCCCAGCCUUCUGGCCAACUUCCCUCUGCUGAAGGGCCUGAAAACCAGAGUCAGCAAUCUCCCGGCCGUGAAGAAGUUUCUGCAGCCUGGCAGCCAGAGGAAGCCUCCAGGGAGAGACUCCCGCUGCCUGCGGGGUGCCCUCCUUCCUUCCCUCCUCACCCCGAGUGCCAGUCCCACCACACAAGACGUGGGGGGGUGGCCUCCUUCCUGCCUGGGCACCUGUGCGCCCUCCCAGGCCAGCUCCACCCCGGUGGCCACAGUGAGCUAUGUGCUCCCUGGGGAGAGCUGGACGCACCUCUUUGCUUCCCUCAGAGCCCCACAAACCUCCAGUAACCCUGAAGGCCACUGGCCUCCCUCAGCAUCUGUGAGUUCCUGA
Molecule: messenger RNA, 1008 nt
Organism: Odocoileus virginianus texanus
Lineage: Eukaryota; Metazoa; Chordata; Mammalia; Artiodactyla; Cervidae
Product: glutathione S-transferase A1-like
Biological process (GO): glutathione metabolic process
Cellular component (GO): cytosol; extracellular exosome
Molecular function (GO): glutathione transferase activity
Source: RefSeq, a predicted model, not a curated record